AUGGAUAAUUCAAGCAAACAGGCUAGUAAUUUCAAUAGCAGUCACACUAGUAGUCAUAGUAGUCAUAGUAAUCACAGUAAUCAUAGUAAUCAUAGUACUCACAGUAAUCCCCCCAUAAAUCUCAAAAACUUCGGUACACCUCAGUCUCAUAGGAUUCUCAUAGACCUCCCCCGUGAAUUGAUUAGGCUUGAUAGAGAUUACCGCGCUGGUGAAGUUUGGCAGUUCAAAUCAACAUUCCCCAUGGAAUUAGAGGGCAGAAUCGGUGUUGACGAGUUCAAAAUUGCCGUCGAUCAUAUAAACAACAUCCUCCUCCAAGCAUUCAAUCCCUGGAUGGCUGUACUCGAUCACCUCCUCGACACACUGUCCUUAUACACACUCAGUUGGUUCAAACAGUCUCACUUUCAAAAACACAUAUCCUCACUUGAGAAAUCCCUAAACCACAUCAACUAUUCCUCCUUCAACCCUGCUGGUUUGAAUAUUCUCAAUCCUCAGUCCAUUGCCUUUCUAUAUCUUGAAAUUGAGUUUUAUUGA
Wallemia ichthyophaga EXF-994 is the source of this 531-nucleotide messenger RNA. RefSeq names its product golgi familyn subfamily A member 7. Gene Ontology annotation, biological process: peptidyl-L-cysteine S-palmitoylation; protein targeting to membrane. The coding region runs from base 1 to 531 and encodes 176 amino acids. The record is from RefSeq and is a predicted model, not a curated record. NCBI's taxonomy places the organism in Eukaryota, Fungi, Basidiomycota, Wallemiomycetes, Wallemiales, Wallemiaceae. Gene Ontology annotation, cellular component: endoplasmic reticulum palmitoyltransferase complex; extrinsic component of endoplasmic reticulum membrane. The transcript has a single exon.